UCCCCGCCCUCCUCGGGCAGCGGCCGGGACGCGGCGCGGGGCGGGCUCGGGGCCGGCACCGCCCCAAGAUGGCGGAGUACGUGCAGGUGGUGAAGCGGGCCCUCAAGCACCUCAGCGGCCACGGCGGCGUCCGCGGCGCCCUUUGGCAGCUGCUGAGGGUCAAUGAUUUGAAGACUGGUACGCUGGUAGGAGUUGACAAAUACGGAAACAAAUACUACGAAGACAAAAGAAACUUCUUUGGUCGACACAGAUGGGUCAUAUAUACUACUGAAAUGAAUGGCAAAAAUACGUUUUGGGAAGUUGAUGGAAGCAUGGUGCCCCCUGAGUGGCAUCGUUGGCUUCACUCGAUGACGGAUGACCCUCCAACUACUCAUCCACCAGUUGCUCGUAAAUUUAUCUGGGAGAACCAUAAAUUCAAUCUGAGUGGUACUCCUGGACAGUAUGUACCUUACUCUACUACUCGCAAGAAGAUACACGAGUGGAUCCCACCCACAACAGCCAGCAAAUAACAGCAAAAAAAGGAAGUCAUUUGCCUCAACUUUGGCUUUCAGUGUAAAUUGUAUCUUCAUUGGUUUUGUUUAAAAUAAAAACCUCCUAUAACUGC
Messenger RNA from Cygnus olor (mute swan), 604 nucleotides. RefSeq names its product NADH:ubiquinone oxidoreductase subunit A12 (gene NDUFA12). The transcript has 4 exons. Gene Ontology annotation, cellular component: membrane. The record is from RefSeq and is a predicted model, not a curated record. Lineage: Eukaryota; Metazoa; Chordata; Aves; Anseriformes; Anatidae. Gene Ontology annotation, biological process: mitochondrial respiratory chain complex I assembly; response to oxidative stress. Bases 69 to 509 code for a protein of 146 amino acids.